Symbiodinium necroappetens is the source of this 534-nucleotide messenger RNA. The record is from the annotation of a GenBank genome assembly. Lineage: Eukaryota; Dinophyceae; Suessiales; Symbiodiniaceae.
AUGGUCUACUUCACAGGUAGGCUUGAGCAGACAGCUGGCAAAACAGGAGCCUUUGUCUAUGCCCCUUUGAUUGGCUUCAUUCUUAGCCACUAUGGCCCGGCAGCCGGAUUCCUCAUCUUCAGCGGUGCUUAUUUCAUUAUGGUCCACGUGCUCGGGAUCUUUGAGUUGGGCAUGCUCCGGGGCAACUUCUGCAUAUGGGUGGCUUUUGCGCUCUUCGCACUUUGCCGGCCGCUGCUGUAUGCUUCUGCAAAUACCCUUUGCGGAGACCUCUUCGGCCACCGCCACCAUGGGCAAAUGUACGGCCUGGUCAUGACCUUGGGCGGCUUUUGCAGCUUGUGGAUUCGUCCAUUGGCGGGAUUGGCAGCUUCACACAGCUUCCUGAAAGUUGACUAUGGCCUGCUCGUGCUGCAGGUCUUCGCAACUGCACUUCCACUUCGAGUUCUCUGGAAUGUCUCCACUUUGGAGCAUGCUUCCAAGGGCGAAUAUUCACCCGUCUCUCAGCGUGAUCCGACACUGACUGAGAAGGAAGCAUAA